This is a messenger RNA of Manihot esculenta (cassava), 2039 nucleotides long. Its product is annotated as protein NRT1/ PTR FAMILY 4.3. The transcript is spliced from 5 exons. The coding region runs from base 106 to 1947 and encodes 613 amino acids. Gene Ontology annotation, biological process: transmembrane transport. Gene Ontology annotation, molecular function: transmembrane transporter activity. The record is from RefSeq and is a predicted model, not a curated record. NCBI's taxonomy places the organism in Eukaryota, Viridiplantae, Streptophyta, Magnoliopsida, Malpighiales, Euphorbiaceae. Gene Ontology annotation, cellular component: membrane.
ACCCUCAGUUUCAGCACAGAAUAAGACAACAACUAGUUGCAACAUUUCUUUCCAAGGGGAGCCAAAAAUUAAAAAUCUCUCUUUUGAGAGAGAGAGAGAGAGAGAAUGGAAAUGGAAGGAAGAAGGGGCAGUAACAAGGAAGAGAACAAGAGUAGUGUUGUUGUUAGUUAUGAAGAAACGACAAUGGAUUGGAGAGGGAGAGUCUCCAACUCUAACAAGCAUGGUGGAAUGAGAGCUGCAACAUUUAUUCUUGGGCUUCAGACAUUUGAGAUAAUGGGAAUAGCAGCAGUAGGGAAUAAUCUGAUAACAUAUGUGAUGAAAGAGAUGCACUUCUCUUUGUCAAGGUCUGCAAACAUAGUGACAAAUUUUGUUGGAACUGUCUUUAUCUUGGCCCUCUUUGGUGGAUACCUCUCAGACUCUUAUCUUGGUUGUUUUUGGACAAUGCUCAUCUUUGGUUUUGUGGAACUUUCUGGUUUCAUAUUGCUGUCAGUUCAAGCUCAUCUUCCACAACUAAAGCCACCCCAGUGCAACAUUAACGAAGAAGAGUGUGUUGAAGCAAAGGGCUUCAAGGCCUUGAUCUUUUUCGUAGCCCUAUAUUUGGUGGCACUAGGAAGUGGCUGUGUGAAACCCAAUAUGAUUGCUUAUGGAGCCAACCAAUUCAACCAAAACAACCCAAAGCAAUCCAAGAAGCUUUCCACCUACUUCAAUGUUGUUUAUUUUGCUUUCUCCAUGGGUGAACUUAUUGCCCUUACUGUUCUUGUUUGGGUCCAAACACAUUCUGGCAUGGAUGUUGGCUUUGGAGUCUCUGCAGCUGCCAUGGCCAUGGGACUCAUCAGCUUGGUUUCUGGUACUUUUUAUUACAAGAAUAAUCCCCCUCAAGGCAGCAUCUUCAUCCCCAUUGCUCAAGUUUUUGUGGCUGCCAUUUCAAAGAGAAAACAGAUUUGUCCAUCCAAUCCAGACAUGUUAAAUGGAAACAAUAAUGUCCUAAACCAUCACAUUGUCGGCAUAUCUUCUGACUCUGGCAAACUUGUUCACACUCAAAGAUUCAGGUUUUUAGACAACGCAUGCAUCAAAAUUCAAGAUGGGACCAAUACAAAGGAAAGUCCAUGGAGACUAUGCACUUUAACUCAAGUUGAGCAAGUGAGGAAACUAAUAUCAGUCAUUCCAAUCUUUGCUUGCACAAUAGUUUUCAACACAAUUUUGGCUCAACUCCAAACAUUUUCAGUCCAACAAGGGAACUCCAUGGACACCCAUCUUACAAAAUCAUUCAAGAUCCCACCAGCUUCACUUCAAUCCAUCCCUUACAUCAUCCUUAUAGUUGUUGUCCCUCUUUAUGACACAUUCUUUGUCCCAUUUGCAAGAAAAUUCACUGGUCAUGAAUCAGGGAUAACCCCUCUACAAAGGAUAGGUGGUGGGUUGUUUUUUGCCACCUUUUCAAUGGUUGCUGCUGCUAUUAUGGAGAAGAAGAGAAGGGAUGCAGCAGUAAAUUCAGAUAAAAUCUUGUCAAUCUUUUGGAUCACUCCACAAUUCUUAAUCUUUGGAUUGUCAGAAAUGCUAACAGCAGUUGGUCUCAUUGAGUUCUUUUACAAGCAAUCAUUGAAAGGGAUGCAAGCAUUCUUAACAGCAAUCACAUAUUGCUCGUAUUCAUUUGGAUUCUAUUUGAGCUCCUUGUUGGUCUCUUUAGUAAACAAGAUCACAUCAUCAGAUUCUUCAAAAACUGGUUGGCUUGGUGACAAUAAUCUCAACAAAGACAGGCUUGAUUUGUUCUAUUGGUUGUUGGCUGUCCUUAGCUUUCUCAACUUCCUCAACUAUCUCUUUUGGGCUAGAUGGUAUUCUUGUAAUCCAUCUCCAUCAUUCACACAACAAGAUGAGACACAUGAGGAGAACUACCUCAACCAUUGUAGCUUUAGUUCUUCAAAAAAUAUUGGAGAUGAAAGUAUACCUUAAUAUAUCACAUAGAAAUUAAUGUUUGCUUGAAAUUAUCUAUAGGCUUGUAUUAUAAGUAAAGAAUUAUUAAAAGAAAAUGAUAAAUUAGAUUA